ACAGCAUCAAUCAAACAUUGUCAAUCAAACCAAAAUGAAGUUCACAAUUAUUUUUCUGCUGCUCUCGAUGUGCGCCAUGGCACUGGCUGGCUACGAGAGGCCGCCAUAUCUGCCCAGGCCCACCUUUAGGCCUGUUCGAAUUGUACGAGAGGCUGGCUAUGAGCGUCCUCCAUACCUGCCGAGACCCACCUUCAGGCCGGUUCACCGAUUUGUACGAGAGGCUGGCUAUGAGCGCCCACCAUAUCUACCUAGGCCCACGUUCAGACCUAUUCACCGGGUGGUACGAGAGGCACUACCAGCAGCUGAGCAGCUGUGGGCGGAUGCCCCGCAGUUCUAGACUUGGGAUGCAGCAGCCAGAGACAUUUCCGAUAUGUUGAACAUUGUAUGCCAUAACUGUAAUAAAAAACCAUUGUUUAUCAAAUUAGCCAUAAUCGAAAAUAAA
This is a messenger RNA of Drosophila hydei, 442 nucleotides long. RefSeq lists its product as uncharacterized. The transcript has a single exon. The record is from RefSeq and is a predicted model, not a curated record. NCBI's taxonomy places the organism in Eukaryota, Metazoa, Arthropoda, Insecta, Diptera, Drosophilidae. Bases 35 to 337 code for a protein of 100 amino acids.